Messenger RNA from Aspergillus caelatus, 1091 nucleotides. RefSeq names its product ankyrin repeat domain-containing protein. Gene Ontology annotation, molecular function: protein binding; aspartic-type endopeptidase activity. The record is from RefSeq and is a predicted model, not a curated record. Gene Ontology annotation, biological process: proteolysis. Lineage: Eukaryota; Fungi; Ascomycota; Eurotiomycetes; Eurotiales; Aspergillaceae. Bases 1 to 798 code for a protein of 265 amino acids. Gene Ontology annotation, cellular component: cytoplasm; nucleus. The transcript is spliced from 2 exons.
AUGGAACCCAACGAUGCCUUUCUCCGCGCCUUUUUCCAUGCGUGCUUUGCUGGUGACCUAUCACAGACUCAGGAAGCCAUCGCCACCGGCCGGCUAACUACCGAAAACCUCGACGAGGGACUCCAGUGGGCGACACAUGGCGCACACCCUGACAUCGUGGCCGCUCUGUUCGACGCUGGUGCUAGCGUGUCGACGUCAACGGUGGCCUCUCUCCCCGGGCCAAAGCUGCAGCAGCACCCGAGCGUUGUUCGCCACUUCUUGGAGCAUGGCCUUGACCCCAACUCAAGGCUUUCUAGUGGCGAGCCACUCCUUCCCAUGUUAAAGAAUCCCGCAUCUGUUCGCGAAUUACUGUCGGCGGGCGCCGACCCCAACCUGUGCGGGCCGAGGAAAAUACCUCCCCUAGGCCGCGCCAUUAUAGCUAUCAAGGAGGAAGACCUUUCUCUUCUUGAUGUGUAUAUCGAAUAUGGAGCCACGCUAUCCGCAGAUCUCCUAUUUUAUGGCAUGCGCCCGCGCGUGCGUCAAGCAGAACUUAAGACUCAGUUCCUUCUGAACAAGGGUCUCGAUCCGAACGUGACCGACGACGAGUGGGGCACGCCUCUACACCUUGCCAUUUGCUGCUCCAGAAUAAACGUCGUCAAGCUGCUGCUGGACGCGGGUGCAGACCCAACAGUUGUAUCAGGCGGCCGGAGAACCUAUGGCAAAACUCCUACGCAGGUGGCAGAGAGUGUGCAAGAUCCCGGUAUCCGGGAGGCUAUACUUAGUCUGCUUGAUUCCCAUACUAGGCAAGAUUGCGUUUAGACUAUGCACCUCGCCUAGCAGAAUCUGGAAGGUAGUAUUGCUUCGUACUCCUCGGCUUCUUCUAAUGGAGACAAGCAGAAAGACCUGGGGGGGAUACCUAUUUAGGGCCUGUUUAGGGCCGGGCCUAUUUCCCGAUCGAGCAUCCGCAAUCAGUAUCGUGAUUCCUAGAGAUUUAAAGAGAAAGUUGGUUUUGUCCCACUAGUGCUAGAACUAUAGUAACUUACCUUGUUGACUGUUGCUCAUUUUUAUGUUCAUAAUUUCACAGUCUCCUUAGCUGGCAGACUUUAUAAGUG